Molecule: messenger RNA, 2624 nt
Organism: Carassius auratus (goldfish)
Lineage: Eukaryota; Metazoa; Chordata; Actinopteri; Cypriniformes; Cyprinidae
Exons: 2
Coding region: 80-1522 (480 amino acids)
Source: RefSeq, a predicted model, not a curated record
CAUAGCGGCGAGUGACUUCCUGUGGGAUGCUUCGAACUUCCGUUAAUCCGUUUACCAACUGUCAAGUUACGUUAGUGUAAUGGCGAAUCGCGGAGGCUCUGGGAAAUUUUGUGCUGCUAAAGGCUGUCACAACAGCUAUAGGAAGCUCAAAAAUUUUCUUGAUCAGGAGUGUUAUGAUCACAAGCCAACAAUAAGAGCAGAAUGUAAAUGCCCAAGACCAUUUAAAUUGCACAAGAUGCCAUCCGACGACGACGGUAAAAGACAUUGGCUCGCAGCACUUAAUUUGAAAUGCCCGCCUCGUAACGUCCAUGUAUGCUCAUUGACAGACAGACAACCAACGACAGAAAAUCCAUAUCCUGAACUUUGGCUUGGAUAUGAUCGUCCAUUAAGUAAGAAGAGAAGACGACGAACGUGGCCGGACGAAGGAGCUGGUGUUAACCCAGAGCAGCAUGGAAUGGAUGAAAUGAAACCUGUAGAAGAGAGUCUUGCAUCUGUCCCCAGUCCCAAGCAAACAGAUGUUGAUGACAGCAGCUGUACAUCAAAAACCUUUACCUCUGUUGGAACACAGUGGGAAGACCACAUCUUCGAGGAGCAUUGUUAUAUUAAGAGACAACACAGUAUAACUUAUGUAAACCAGUCAACGCAGUGCGAUACAUUCAAGCCUCUAACUCUGAUGAAUGACUAUGACUCAAAUCUCUACACUGGGCUCCCUCUCCACACAUUUCAUACCCUUGUAGCUGUUCUGCGUCCCCAUGAGAAUCUGGCUUACCAGACUGAAAUUGAACAGCAAAUCUUGCUCACACUAAUGAAGCUGAAAUUAAACCUGUUGAUAGAAGAUCUUGCCAUUCGAUUCUGUAUAUCAGUGAGUCAAGUGAGCAGGAUAAUUUCUUUUUGGAUUGACACCAUGGCUGCAGUCUUGAAGGAACUGAUACCAUGGCUCCCCAAAGAAACAAUCAGGGCCACAACACCAGAGGCAUACAAGCAACAUUACCCUAAUGUUACCUGUAUCUUAGACUGCAGUGAAAGUGAAGUCCAAAGACCAGGGAACCUAGACUCAAGGUCUGAAUCAUACAGCCACUACUAUGCUUGCAACACCAUCAAGUAUUUAGUGGCUAUUGCACCAUGUGGUCUAGUAAUGUUUAUAUCUGCAGCAUAUGGGGGACGCUGUAGUGACAAAUUCAUCACGUGUGAUUCUGGCAUUCUCGAAUACCCCCAUCCAGGAGAUGAAGUGAUGGUGGACAGGGGUUUUUUGAUUAGAGACUUGUUGUUUGAAAGAAAAGUCAAUAUGAUAAUUCCUCACUUUGCCAACAAAAUGCAGCUAACAGAAGAAAAAGUCACAUGUAGCCGCAGGAUUGCAAAUGUAAGGAUACAUGUUGAACGUGCAAUUAGGAGACUGAAAGUAUACAAGGUGUUAUCACAAACCUUGCCUAUCACCCUUAUGCCAAAGAUAGAUAAAAUUCUGCGUAUAUGUGCAGCUUUAGUGAAUUUGCGUGGUGAUCUGAUCCGUGAAGCAGAUAAAUAAGUUAUUUUAAAAUGAAAUGUUGUCUUCAUUAACUCUCCCUCAUGAUUUAUUUUGGAGAAUGUUGGUUACCAGACAGUUGAUAGUAAUCAGACUUCCAUAGUCUUUUUUUUCCACUAUGAAGUCAAUGGUUACCAUCAACUGUCCGGUUACCAACAUUCUCCAAAAUAAAUCAAUGUUCAUCAGAAGAAAAAAAAAACUAUACAAGUUUGGACUGACAUGACGGUGAGAAAAUAAUGACAAGAUUUUCAUUUCUGGAUUAACUUUUCAUCUGAUGCUCACACUGCUGCAUUAGUCAUGUACAUAUAUGUAUAAAUGUGUUUAAUAACAAUACUUGACAUUGGAACUUCUCAAAAAUCCAUCUCAGUGUGUAUUCUGUUUCCUUGUGCUAUGUACAUAUAUACACUUUAAUCUAAUAAAAAUAAAUUACACACAAGACUUUCCAAGUGUAAACCCUGUAAACAAGAAAAUAUCAAAUACAUAAAAAAAAAUUGAAACUUGCCUUGACACAAUAAAAAUAAUUUCUCCUCCAUGUCAGCAUCUGUACAGUUUUUAAAACGGUUAAUCUUUGUUCACCAGUAGGUUAAGCCUUUUUGACUAUAUGUAAGUAUUUGUCAUUCAGUUUGAGUCGUCCAGCAGUGAAUUCAUCCACUACUCUAGGAAGCAUCACUGAGAAGUAAAAGCCUCUUAGUCGAGUAACCUGGUCUGUUAAAUACUCUGCAUCGUAUGGUACAUUUAUCAGAAUGUGUUCCUUUGGAGACCAGACAAACAGUUUUGCCAUUCUCAGCCCUGUACAAAACAUGCCUAAUUGUAUUUGCCUGUAGAAGCCCCUGACUCCGUUCUUCUGUAAUUCAGGCUUGCCAUCAACCAAUUUGAUGUCACUAUUAUUUAUGGUGAAAUGGUCUGCUAGAGAGGUGGUGUUGUUCUUGGGAACGGGACACUUUAUUUCCAGUAGUUCCAUACCAUUUAUUAUGCCAUCAGGGCUUGCAGACAGCCAUGGUUCUGCCAGGCUGACCCUGAUACCUGAGUGGGAGACCUGUAGACCUUUUUCUACCAGAAAGCUACAAGCUAUUGCCUCUUUCUCAUUUCCAUACUUUGUAGCCGC